This is a messenger RNA of Aegilops tauschii subsp. strangulata, 681 nucleotides long. The record is from RefSeq and is a predicted model, not a curated record. NCBI's taxonomy places the organism in Eukaryota, Viridiplantae, Streptophyta, Magnoliopsida, Poales, Poaceae.
AUGCCGCCCCACCGCCGAUUCCACCCCACCUGGGCCGCCGCCUGCCGUCGUCGCACAGCGCCGCCCGACCCCGUCCGCCUCAGCGCCCCGCCUCGCCCCGUCCGCCUCCGCUCCGGCCUCUGCACGCCCGCACCGCACGCCGCCGCCCUGCCCCGUUCGCCUCCGCCGCACGCCGCCGCCCGCUCCCCGCUAGGCCAUCGCCCCGACCUCUCUCCACCCGCCGCCUCCCCGACUCUCUCCGGGCACCACAGCCACCCAAUGGCGCCGAAGAAGCCCUCCGGGAACUUCGGAGUGGAGUUCUCCGACGCCGGGCGGCGUUGGUGGCUUGGCACGUAUCCUACUGCCGACGAGGCCGCGCGUGCCUACGACGUGGCUGUGUGGCGUGCCGUACGGCCGAAGACGGAUCUCAACUUUCCGGAGAUCGAGACCCGGGCGGUGGCGGAGUGGCUCGUACCGCAGGGCAUCCGGAUGGAGGAGAUGGCGGCGAAGAAGAAGAAGAGACCGGCGGAGUUCUACUUGAAGCAUGAUGCCGAGGAGAAGAAGAAGGAGAAGGUGAAGAAGGAGGACGAGGCCGGCCCCUCGACGGCGAUCCCCAUCGAGUUAUCGUCGGAGGACGAGGAGUUUUGGGGGCUCUCGGAUGACUCCGAAGAGUCGUACUGGAUGCCCUCGGACGACGAGUAG